Molecule: messenger RNA, 1083 nt
Organism: Mesocestoides corti
Lineage: Eukaryota; Metazoa; Platyhelminthes; Cestoda; Cyclophyllidea; Mesocestoididae
Source: the annotation of a GenBank genome assembly
AUGCUCUCUGAUCCAGAUUUUCGGGAACUGGUGACUUUGCCUCUUCCAACUUUAGUCCUCAGAGCUUUUUCCAAAGCUGGCUAUACUAGCGUCGGAGAGGUCUGUGGGCUAACUGUAGAACAAAUCGCAUCAGUCUGCCAUUUACCGCGAUCCAAGGCUGCCUCAGUAGCAGAUAUCAUUCAAACAUACAGUAGUCUUAAUAUAGGCUACAUUUAUGCCACGGGACACUGUCUCACCAAUAAUCUCUUCUAUCCUCACUCCGCUCUUCAUUUACUACAUCACCAGUCCAUGGAUUUGAGUAUUCCAGAGCGAUCUCCGGCUACCGGUGUUUUAACAAUGUCCAAGAACCUGCAAACCUGUCUUACGGUUCAGUUGCCCAAUUGGUGUGGCGGACUGUUUGGCGAGGCUGUUUUUAUUGACACGGAGGGCAACUUCAUGCCGAAACGCUUGCUUCAGAUGGCUGCGGACUUGGUGAAACACUGCCAGGCUAAGAUUGCUCCUCGUGUUUUGCAGUAUAUUGACAGCCUUGGUGAAACCGCUGCAGAUGCGGAGGAGAAGGCUGCUUGCCUUGAGGCCCUAUCAGAACUACCCACAGAAGAUAGCCUCUUGAGCAGGAUUCAUUACAUCAGGUGCACCGACUACCUUCGAUUGCUUAGAGCGGUCCGUCUUCUGGGAGAGUUCUGCCGUUAUCACACUAAUGUAAGACUCAUUGUGGUAGAUAGUAUCGCCCUACCCUUCCGUUACGAAUUCGAUGACAUUCCCCAACGAAAUCGUUUACUGGCUGCCCUUUCACAAUCCCUCCUUGCACUUGCUGGUUCUCAGAAUGCAGCUGUAAUAGUGACCAACCAGAUAACGACAAGAAUUCACCAGUCUACCGAUUUUUCCACCACCAACAACUCAGCAAGUAUCACAAGCGCCAACCUAGUUCCCGCCCUUGGAGAUAGCUGGGGUCACAUCUGCUCUGUGCGCCUAUUCCUCUCGAAGGUGGACGACUUUGCCGGAGAACACCGCACAGCCCGGCUCCUCAAGCACCCCGGCCGCCCUCCUGGCACCGCCACUUACCAGGUCACGGUGCGUUGCUGA